AUGCCACGUUUGCCGCACUUGGGUGCGCUGUGUCUGCUGCUGCGCCUGUGGCAAGUACUUGGCCUGGCGCCUCUCAAAUUCAGCAGUGGGCGUGGCGCCCACUGCAGCCGCCUAGUUACAACCAGUGCGGCAUUGCAUUGGCUGGGCCUGUUGGCCAUGUCACCGCUGUUGCUGCGCCAGAGUGUGGCCAUCUACGAGACGACAAAUGUGCAGCAUUCGCAGCUUUUCAGGCACAUCGCACUGGCCACCAUGGCUGGCGAUGUAGGCAUCUCGCUGGCCAUUCUCGGCGCUCACAUCUGGCAGCGACGCCGGCUGGCGAAGCUGCUGAGCGGACUGGAGCGACUGCAUCGCCGGGUCCAAUUGAGUUGGGGAGCAACGGUGCUGCUGUGGGGCAAGCUGCUAAUCUCGCUGUACGAGCUGCUCUGCAAUGUGCCCUUCCUGCUGCAGAAUGCCGCCAAGCUGCCCUGGCUGCAGUUGCUCGCCUACAGCGUUCAACUCUAUGUACAACAUGUGAGCAGCGUGUUUGGCAACGGUGUCUUUGGUGGCCUGCUAUUGAUCCUGGCCAGCAUUCAGCAACUGGAGCUGCAGUGGGAACAGCUGGACAGCGAUAAAUCGCAGCAGGAGCGUUUGUUGCGACGCGAGCGUCGUUUGUUGCAGGUGUGCCUGAAUUUCAUUGGCGUCUUUCAGCUGGGCAUCUUUCUGCUGGUAAUUGGCAACUUCAUUAACAUACUGGCCAACAUGUACGCCUACAUGUCAUACUUUGUGCAGCAGCACGGCAUCCCGCUGACCAUCUCCAACUACUGUGUGAUUGUCGCCAUUCAGCUGUACGCCAUCGUUCUGGCCACUCAUCUCUGCCAGGUGCGACACACUCGAUUGCGUCGCCGUUGCCUCCAACUCUGCUAUGUGCCACCGCAAAUGACCAACGAACAGGCCAUGCUGCCCACCCCGCUGGUGUUGUGGCCCUUGGAUAGUCUGGAGUUCUCCGUUUUGGGCCUGUUCACGUUGGACAACGCCUUUUGGCUGUUUCUCGUCUCGUAUGCGGUGAAUUUCAUUGUCAUCAUUUUGCAGUUUACUGUGACCCAUAUGAAACAUGGAAAAGCUUUUUAAGUGCGGUUUGUGCCUUUGCUUAGCGAUGACACUAACCAUACGCUGCGAGC
Drosophila grimshawi is the source of this 1157-nucleotide messenger RNA. RefSeq names its product putative gustatory receptor 89a (gene Gr89a). Lineage: Eukaryota; Metazoa; Arthropoda; Insecta; Diptera; Drosophilidae. Gene Ontology annotation, cellular component: membrane. The coding region runs from base 1 to 1107 and encodes 368 amino acids. Gene Ontology annotation, biological process: sensory perception of taste. The record is from RefSeq and is a predicted model, not a curated record. The transcript is spliced from 2 exons.